Messenger RNA from Lucilia sericata (common green bottle fly), 678 nucleotides. RefSeq lists its product as uncharacterized. The record is from RefSeq and is a predicted model, not a curated record. The transcript is spliced from 3 exons. Bases 1 to 678 code for a protein of 225 amino acids. Lineage: Eukaryota; Metazoa; Arthropoda; Insecta; Diptera; Calliphoridae.
AUGGCUGAACACCCGCAGUUGGCAAAAAAUAUUAUACCAAAUUGUGGCCAAGGAAGGGCUGUUGCCAACAGACUAUGGGAACAACUGUCCACAAAGUUAAAUACGGCUGGUCCGCCAAUUAAAGAAGUAAAGUCAUGGCGCAAGGUUUUUACUGACCAGAAACACCAAGUAAAAAAGAAAUUGUCUUUUAACAUGGCAUCAAAGAAAAAAACUGGAGGAGGUCCUUAUGAGGAAAUGCCACUUACGCCAGCUGAAGAGCAAAUUCUGCAGGCCGCUGGUUUAGAGGCUUCAGUUGAGGGCCUUUCCUCAAUUAAAUCAUUUGGCUCCUCUAAAGUGAUAGAUAAUAUUAUGGGAGAAAUUGAGUCAUCAGGAUCAAGCGAAAAUAGUGGUUAUGAGAAUAUAGUUAAGGAAACGGAUAAAGAAAAUAGUAAUGUUGACAUGGAGUGUGAAAAUUUGCAAAAAGAAGAAUUAAUGGUGAAUAAAAAAUGUGCUAAGAAGUCACAAAACAUGUUAAACUUGAAAUUGGACCGGUUGUUGAAUCUAAUGGAAAGAUUGAAUGAACUGAAGACAAAAUCUCUUAAAUUGAAAGAAGAUGAACACGUUGCAAAUAUGGCCAUCAAAACAGUGGAUCUAGAAAUAAAAACUUUGGAGUUGGAGAUGCUUAAGCAAAGAGUUUAA